GGCGUCUCGUUCUCGACCCUGUUCUCCAAGAUCUCGGGCCUCUUCUCGCGCCAGACCGAGGUCCGGAUACUCAUGCUCGGCCUCGACUCGGCCGGCAAGACGACGAUCCUGUACCGGCUGCAGAUUGGCGAGGUCGUGACGACCAUCCCGACCAUCGGGUUCAACGUCGAGACGGUCCAGUACAAGAACAUCAAGUUCCAGGUGUGGGACCUCGGCGGCCAGACGUCGAUCCGACCCUACUGGCGGUGCUACUACGCCGACACGAAAGCCGUCGUCUACGUCGUCGACUCGGCAGACCGCGACCGCCUCGCCAUCAACAAGGCCGAGCUCCUCGCCAUGCUCAACGAGGAGGAGCUCCACGACGCAAAGCUCCUCGUCUUUGCCAACAAGCAGGACCAACCCGACGCCAUGUCGGCAGCAGAAGUGAGCGAGGGUCUCGGGCUCGACACGCUCAAGAACCGGCAGUGGAGCAUCUUCAAGAGUUGCGCGAUCAAGGGCGAGGGCUUGGAAGAAGGGCUCGACUGGCUCGCAACGGCGUUGCAGAACAAGUAGACGGGCGUGGACCUCGAGAGCCGGCUCUCCCUCUUCGCCCCGUCCACCUCUCUCUCUUCCUCUCGCCUCUCGCCUGCAUCCCCGCACACCUCGUCCGCUCGCGCCACUCGCGAUACGUCGCACCCCUUCGCUGUAUCCCUGCAUCCUCCCUCUCUCCUGCCCCCCUUGUCGUGCUCGCCAAGGACCGUCGAGCGCGAGCGACCGUUCCUCCUCGAGUUCACCCACACACACCCCGUCUUUCGUACAUUCUCUUGAUACCCGCGCUCGCCUUUCGACU
Rhodotorula graminis WP1 is the source of this 829-nucleotide messenger RNA. RefSeq lists its product as uncharacterized. The transcript has 4 exons. Lineage: Eukaryota; Fungi; Basidiomycota; Microbotryomycetes; Sporidiobolales; Sporidiobolaceae. The record is from RefSeq and is a predicted model, not a curated record. Gene Ontology annotation, molecular function: GTP binding; GTPase activity. Gene Ontology annotation, biological process: vesicle-mediated transport; intracellular protein transport. The annotation marks the transcript as partial. Gene Ontology annotation, cellular component: Golgi apparatus; cytoplasm.